Nelumbo nucifera (sacred lotus) is the source of this 1863-nucleotide messenger RNA. RefSeq names its product polyol transporter 5-like. Gene Ontology annotation, cellular component: membrane. NCBI's taxonomy places the organism in Eukaryota, Viridiplantae, Streptophyta, Magnoliopsida, Proteales, Nelumbonaceae. Gene Ontology annotation, molecular function: carbohydrate transmembrane transporter activity. Gene Ontology annotation, biological process: transmembrane transport. The record is from RefSeq and is a predicted model, not a curated record.
UCACUAAAAGCACAGCACACUUAUUAAGCUUACUCACUAGUCACGAUCGCGACUAUCGCUUGCUCGCUCAGCCUAGCAAAAAUGGCUGAGCCUGAUCAGAAAAUUGAAACCAGUGCUGUCCAUGAAAUACUAGAGAUUGAAUCACCCAACAAAUACCGGAGAAAAAAGUUUGCUUUGACCUGUGCAACUUUAGCUUCCAUGAUUUCUAUCUUACUGGGUUACGAUACCGGGGUGAUGAGCGGAGCAAUUAUUUUCAUCAAAGACGAUUUAAAGAUAAACGAUACUCAAAUUGAAGUCCUUGUCGGAAUUAUAAACCUAUGUUCCCUAGUCGGAUCUGUGGCGGCCGGAAGAACAUCCGAUUGGAUUGGACGACGAUACACCAUCGUGUUCGCCGCAGUGAUCUUUUUUGUCGGCGCUCUGCUGAUGGGUCUCGCUCCAAAUUAUGCAGUCCUCAUGGCGGGUCGAAUCGUUGCCGGUUUCGGCGUUGGCUACGCUCUCAUGAUCGCUCCGGUCUACACUGCGGAGCUCGCACCGGCUUUGUCUCGAGGCCUCCUAACGUCCUUCACCGAAAUCUUCAUCAACGCAGGUGUCUUACUCGGCUACGUCUCCAACUUCGCCUUCUCUAAACUCCCGGAACACCUCGGCUGGCGACUUAUGCUGGGAGCGGGAGCUAUUCCAUCGGUCUUCUUUGCUUUCGCUGUACUCACCAUGCCGGAGUCACCGCGUUGGCUGGUCAUGCAGGGUCGGCUCGGUGAGGCCAGAAGAAUACUCCUUAAGACGUCGGAUUCCAAAGAGGAGGCGGAGAUGCGACUCGCAGAUAUCAAGGAGAUGGCCGGGAUACCGGAGAGUUGCACGGACGAGGUCGUCGUGGUGGAAAAACGCAGCCACGGGGAAGGGGUAUGGAGGGAGCUUCUCCUAAGGCCAUCACCCACAGUUCGUCGAGUUUUAGUCGCAGCCGUGGGAAUACACUUGUUCCAGCAAGCCUCCGGCAUAGAUGCAGUGGUGCUAUACAGCCCAAGGAUCUUCGAGAAGGCAGGGAUCAAGAAGAAAUCAAGUCUAUUAGGUGCGACAGUAUGCGUGGGAAUCAGCAAGACGAGUUUCAUCCUGGUGGCGACAUUUCUACUGGACAGAAUGGGAAGACGGCCAUUGUUGCUGAGCAGCGUCGGAGGAAUGAUUCUGUCGCUCUUGGGACUUGCGUCUGGUUUAACGAUAGUGAAUCACUCGGAGGAGAAGGUAGGGUGGGCGAUUGCACUGUGUAUCCUGACGGUACUGACGUUCGUGGCGUCGUUCUCGAUUGGGUUGGGGCCAAUCGCGUGGGUGUACAGUUCAGAGAUAUUCCCGUUGAGGCUUCGGGCCCAGGGCGGGAGCCUGGCGGCCGGAGUGAACAGAAUGAUGAGUGGGAUCAUAGUGACCACGUUCCUGUCGCUGUACAAGGCCAUCACCAUCGAGGGCAGCUUCUUUAUGUUCGCCGGAAUAGCGACGGUGACCUGGGUGUUCAUUUAUGUGUUUCUGCCGGAAACACGAGGAAGAACACUGGAAGAGAUGGAGGUUCUAUUUAGCAAAUGGAGGUGGACCUUGGAUGACUCAAUGAAAUGAGUAGUGAAAUGGCUGUUUGUUUGUUUCUUCAGUUGUAAUACAGUACAAUAGUGACACGAUAAAUUAGAUGACGUUUGGGGAGAAUGAAUGAAUGGAGAUAUCCUUAGCAUAACUAUCAUGAAUGAAGUUUUGCGGUACGAGAGGAAAGGUUCAGUUUCAACUUUUUGAAGAUGAAAAUAUUGAUUGUGAAGUAUUAUAGGUGUUUUGUUAUGUAUUAUGAAAUUGGAUUAGUUUUGCGGUGAUAAAUCUACUUCUUAUAUAUCAAAC